AUCACAGUUACCUACUAAGCUCUCAGAGGUGUUAGUUGUGCCCCAAGUAGGAUUUGAACAACUACCAUUCUUCCUUCAUUUGAAUUUUGCUGUCUAUCAUUAUGCUACGGGCAUUGUCUCCAUUAAUCUUCCAUGAUGGCAAUGCAAACGCCAGCUUUCCAGUUUUCUACGCGUUCGAAGAGAUAGGGUGAACCUGAGGCUUCAGUUCAGCUCCUGUUUUAACAGCAAAUGCAGCUGGUGAUUUGUACUAUUUCUUCCAGUUUCCUCACCGUUUUGCAUUAAAAUUGUGUUCCCUCAAAUCGAGUCGUCAUGCUUUGCUGCAUCAUUUGUCAUCAUCUGGUAAAACUGUAAGAGUAUUUUGGGAUGCACCAGUUCUGGAUCAAUCUCGAAGAAGCUGGAGCUGAGCUCUGUUUCAAGGUGUUUUGAGAUAUUAGUAAGAAAAAGGGCAGCCAGAUAGCAGCCUAAUCCAUAAACAUGUGCUCGAUAUUAAAUGGAAUGAAUCCACUGAAACUCCACCUUGACAACUCUCAGUCCAUGACUUUAUCGAGUGAGAAUGAUCUGGUUGAAUGGUGUUACGCCCUUAAUUUUUUUGCACGUCUGGCGGCUUAUGUUGCAGUUUUAGCGGUGAUGGUGUUAGUAAUUUUGCUGAUUUUGAAGUUUGUGACGGACUUCAGUGAUGAGAGUGCUGGACAGGAUGCGAGAACAGCAACUGAAUCGGAGACUAACCCAUUAUACUCGGAAAAGGCGAUGCCAUUAACAUAUGGAACCUGUGAAGAAGAUGUAGAGACAGGAAGUUGCAGUAGCGGUGAGGAUUUAUAUGAUGGAAGGAUUUGUGUAAUUUGCUAUGAUGAGCAAAGGAAUUGUUUCUUUGUUCCUUGUGGCCACUGUGCUACCUGCUAUGACUGUGCUCAAAGGAUAUAUGAUGGGGACAAUAAGGUAUGCCCAGUGUGCAGAAGAGUCAUUGGCAAAGUCAGAAAACUUUUUGCUCCAUAGCACCAUCAAUUCUUCUCUUUUUCUCAAUUUUUCCCUGUCAGAGAAUUUAUUUUCUGCGAGAAGGAGUCUUGCUUUUUCAAUGUUAAAAGUGUUCAGAUUCAGGGUGAAAUGGGAUUGCAAAGUAAAGAUCCUUGCUUGGAGCAAGUUUAAACAAACUACAGUUUUUUGUUUGAUGAGUCAUCCCUCACCCCAUUGCUCUUCUUCACAGUCGAAGGUCCAUUCAACCUCUUUUUAUAUAAAGAAAAAGAUUGUGAGCCCAA
Molecule: messenger RNA, 1253 nt
Organism: Theobroma cacao (cacao)
Lineage: Eukaryota; Viridiplantae; Streptophyta; Magnoliopsida; Malvales; Malvaceae
Biological process (GO): protein ubiquitination; cell cycle
Molecular function (GO): ubiquitin protein ligase activity
Source: RefSeq, a predicted model, not a curated record